UGCGGGGUACGCGCGUGCUCUGCCCGUGUGCGCGCAGGGCUGGCAUCUCGGUGACGCCGUCUGAGCUUGGUGCUCGCAAAGCAGAGCAGGCGGAGCGGGCCGGCCGGGGCGGAGCGGAGCGGUCCGCAGAGCAGCCCCUCCCGGCCUCGGCCGACCCCAGCCCUCGUCCCGGCUCUAUGGACAGGAGCUCGCUGCUGCAGCUCAUCCAGGAGCAGCAGCUGGAUCCUGAGAAUACAGGCUUCAUCGGUGCGGACACCUUCGCUGGCCUGGUACACAGCCAUGAGCUGCCCCUGGACCCCACCAAGUUGGACAUGUUGGUGGCUCUGGCUCAGAGCAACGAACGGGGCCAGGUCUGCUACCAGGAGCUGGUGGACCUGGUCAGUGCCAUGAUCAGCAGCAAGCGUUCCAGCAGCUUCAAGAGGGCCAUUGCUAAUGGACAGCGGGCGCUGCCUCGGGAUGGACUGCUAGAUGAGCCAGGCCUGGGUGUCUACAAGCGGUUUGUGCGAUAUGUGGCCUACGAAAUCCUGCCCUGUGAGGUGGAUCGUCGCUGGUAUUUCUACCGGCACCGCAGCUGCCCACCCCCUGUGUUCAUGGCCUCUGUCACCCUUGCCCAGAUCAUCGUGUUCCUGUGCUACGGGGCACGUCUCAACAAGUGGGUGCUCCAGACCUACCACCCUGAAUACAUGAAGAGCCCUCUAGUGUACCACCCAGGACACCGCGCUCGCGCCUGGCGCUUCCUCACCUACAUGUUCAUGCAUGUUGGGCUGGAGCAGCUAGGGUUCAACGCCCUCUUGCAGCUCAUGAUUGGGGUGCCUCUGGAGAUGGUACACGGUGUACUUCGCAUCAGCCUGCUGUACCUGGCAGGUGUGCUGGCAGGCUCCCUGACUGUCUCUAUCACAGACAUGCGUGCCCCUCUUGUAGGGGGCUCUGGAGGGGUCUAUGCCCUGUGCUCAGCACACCUGGCCAAUGUUGUCAUGAACUGGGCUGGGAUGCGGUGUCCAUACAAGCUGCUGAGGAUGGUGCUGGCUCUGGUGUGCAUGAGUUCCGAAGUGGGCCGGGCUGUGUGGCUGCGCUUCUCCCCACCACUGCCUGCCUCAGGCCCACAGCCCAGCUUUAUGGCACACCUGGCUGGUGCAGUGGUAGGUGUAAGCAUGGGCCUUACCAUCCUUCGAAGCUAUGAGGAGCGCCUGAGGGACCAGUGCGGCUGGUGGGUGGUGCUACUUGCCUAUGGCACCUUCCUGCUUUUCGCCAUCUUCUGGAACGUCUUUGCCUAUGACCUGCUGGGUGCCGAUAUCCCCCCUCCACCUUGACCUGCUCCUUAGGGCCAUAUGGCUAGAGCCUGGCCUGCAGUGGGUCAACCACCAGGUGGGCCUGCAUGUCUGCCCUUAUGAAUGGACCUGCUUUUCCCCACAGGGGCAGGCGGGCCCUGUGGUCCACCAGGUUGAGGCCAAGUCUUACCGAAGCCCUUGCUGCCCCUCCCAGGCCUUUCUGGGGGAGGGGUACUACUAGGCUGGGGCUGGGUGGAGGUCCUUGAAUGUGGCCCUAGAGGAGAACCCCUUCUUCCCCACCGAUCCCCAGGACUUGCAGUCUGAGCCUUUUUGGAGAAUGAAUAAAUAUUUUACACAGCACUA
Messenger RNA from Onychomys torridus (southern grasshopper mouse), 1631 nucleotides. RefSeq names its product rhomboid like 1 (gene Rhbdl1). Bases 177 to 1310 code for a protein of 377 amino acids. The transcript has 8 exons. Gene Ontology annotation, cellular component: membrane. The record is from RefSeq and is a predicted model, not a curated record. NCBI's taxonomy places the organism in Eukaryota, Metazoa, Chordata, Mammalia, Rodentia, Cricetidae. Gene Ontology annotation, molecular function: serine-type endopeptidase activity.